CACAAGCUGGUGAGUUUCUAUCCCCUUUCACCGGGAGCCUUGGAGGCCUUUUCAGCAGGUUUAUUUGUUUGCUGUGAGGAGAGUCCCCUGUGCUGAUGGGAAAUUGUAUCCAGUGCAGCCUGAGAGAGGCAGCAGCUUUCCUUACAAGGAGUUUGGCUGGGACUCAGCUGGCGAAAGUUGCAGGGAGCCUGAGCUCUUUUCUUCCCUGCCUCAUUCAUUCACACGCAGGGCUGAGGUCUGGAGCCAGCAGCUGUGGGGACGGCGCAGACGCUGAGUUCCCAAUGAUUCACUUGGCUUAUCGGUGCCUGGUGGCUGGCUCGUUCCUCUGGAUUCGGUGUGUGGGUGCAGCUCUGGCCUUGCCUUGAGGAGGCGUGUGCAUGCAUGCGUGUGAGCGUGUGUGUAGGGGGCAAACUAUGGAUCUGUGGAUAUAAACAGCAAAGCCUGUCCAGCAAACUCAUCCUCUCUGUGUCCCUCAUGAAAAUCCAGCUCUGAUUUCAAGGCAAGAGAAUGUCCUCGAUGUUUGGCAAGCCACGGGCCACCCCCAGCACCACUGACCGUCACCUCCCCAGCCUGCUGCCAGAGUGCAACGUGGCGAUCUUAGGAUGCAGAGGAUCUGGCAAAUCAGCACUGACUGUGAAGUUUCUAACCAAGAGGUUUAUAAGUGAAUAUGAUCCCAAUUUGGAGGACACCUACAUGUCAGAAGAAACUGUGGACCAGCAGCCAGUGCUGAUGAAAGUGAUGGACACAGCUGACCAGGACGUACCGGUGAACUGCGAACGCUAUCUCAACUGGGCCAAUGCCUUCAUGGUAGUCUACAGCAUUGACAACAAAAGGAGCUUUGAAGGUUGUCAUCAGUACCUGGAUACCAUUUCCCUCCACGCAAAAGGCAUUCAGCACGAUUAUCCCAUCCUCCUGCUGGGAAAUAAGCUGGAUUUGGAGCAAUACAGACAGGUCACCAAAGCUGAAGGGGUGUCUCUAGCUGCCAAGUACGGGUGCUUGUUUUACGAGGUCUCUGCCUGCCUGGAGUUCGAGGCUGUGCAACAUGUGUUCCAUGAAGCUGCGCGGGAAGUGAGGAGGGAGAUGGAGCGGAACCUGCCGGUCCGACCGCUGUUCAUCACAGAGGAGAGGCCCUUCCUACACCUUGCUGCCCCAACUGCAGUGGCCUCCAAGCACGGCCUGGCUAGCUGCACACUCAACACUCUCUCCACGGUCAACUACAAAGAGAUUCCCUCCGUGGCACAAGCCAAGCUGGUCACGGUGAAAUCGUCACGGGCUCAGAGCAAGAGGAAAGCUCCCACGUUGACCUUACUGAAGGGCUUUAAAAUAUUUUAAGCCUUGGCCCCUCCAAGGGAUGGGAAAGGAGCAGCCACUAGAUUUCCUGGCAUCCCAAGGAACCUUCUCCAACUUCUGCAGUGGCAUAUUUGACAAUCUCCAUGGCAGCAGUGGCUUACAGACCAUCUUCCGUGAUUUACUGACAAUGCACUUGGCCUUAGAACUACAGCAAAGCACUUUGGUAGGGAUGCAGCGAACAGGCCCAGGAUUGAGUGCUGAAGAGUUUGAAACUUUGUCAUAACUUCCUUCUAACUCACUAACUAUUUGUCCAGUCCCUGUAGCUCAGUAUUGACAUGAUAUUUGUACAUUAGUCCUAGCAUUUGCACUGAGUGUUUGUAGAGCUAUUUGUUAUAACAGAAGCAGAACAGAGAGAGGGAGAUGAAGCCUCUGUUAUAUUUGUCACAUCAGCAGGAUGAGAAGCUGAAUGCCCUCGCCUCGUGCGUAGGGUAAAUAAACUUUACAUUGUUCUCCCAAGAGGCCAGAUCCUCUGCUUGUACAUAUAUAUCACCACUUCUUGAAAAAUCAGCUCCCAUAAAUGCCCACUAGCUGGUUAAACAAGAGGUGUGGCCCAUGUAAUAACUGAGUCCAGAGUAUCUAAAUGCAGUGAUCAUGUAGAAGGCACAAAUGUAAUGCUCAGUUUGGUACCCUGUAGUGGGAAUAUUUGGUGGUUGGAACAUACGACUUCAUCAGAGCCAGGAUAGUUUAUGGAGACGUAUUGGUUUUCACAAAACUUUUGUUGGGAAGUUUUUAGGCAGAAAGAGAAAGCAGCUGAGUGGCUCAGGCAUUCAGCUGGCCUGUGGGAGAGCAGAUGAGUUGUCAGUACACUGUCCUGGGAUGAAGGAGGCCUGGGUUAAAGUUCCUGCUUCUGGCUGAUUCACAGCAGAGUUUUCCUCCCAGAUCACUUUGACUCUGGCAGGCCAGGGACAUGAACCCAGGUCUCUCACAUCCCAGGGGCCUCUCUCUCUUUGCACCCUCAAAAGUUACCACAACGUGGAAUUGAGGUACUCCAGACAAGCUGUAGUAUUUGGCUCCUGUUGUCAGUGCUGAAGAUCUGCAGUGUGAACACAUAAUGUCUGAUGAAUCUGGAUAGAAGGUAGUCAGAGAUACAUGUCGGAGAUAAGGUUGUUUGGGGUAUCUUGACUCUGAAUUUCCAUACGUUCCAACAUUAGGGGUUUUGGUUUUUGUAGGGUUUUUUAAAGGGUUUCUGUAAC
Messenger RNA from Gopherus evgoodei (Goodes thornscrub tortoise), 2543 nucleotides. Its product is annotated as ras-like protein family member 12. The record is from RefSeq and is a predicted model, not a curated record. NCBI's taxonomy places the organism in Eukaryota, Metazoa, Chordata, Testudines, Testudinidae. The transcript is spliced from 6 exons. Gene Ontology annotation, molecular function: GTPase activity; GTP binding. The coding region runs from base 508 to 1332 and encodes 274 amino acids.